This is a messenger RNA of Triticum turgidum subsp. durum (durum wheat), 1236 nucleotides long. The record is from the annotation of a GenBank genome assembly. NCBI's taxonomy places the organism in Eukaryota, Viridiplantae, Streptophyta, Magnoliopsida, Poales, Poaceae.
AUGCCUCCUAGGAAGAAGCGCAAGAGCGCGCCGGCGCUGACGGUGGUGAGCGCCCCGGACCACAUCAGCGCCCUCCCCGACAGCAUGCUCCACCACGUGCUCUCCUUCCUCCCGGUUCAGGCGGCCGUGCGGACGUGCGUGCUCGCCCGGCGCUGGCGCCACCUCUGGAGGUCCACCACCGGCCUGCGCAUCGUCGGGCUCGAUGACAAGAAGCACCUCCGGAACUUCAUGCACCACCUGCUCGUCCUGCGUGAGCGCACCGAUCUAGACACUGUCGAGAUCAAGCUCGGGGUAUUCGUGGAAGAAGACCAGACUCACGUGAACCUCUGGACCCGCUUCGCCGUGAUGUGCAGUGCCCGGGCGCUCACCCUCCAUGUGAGCGGCCCUCUACGCCUCUACCUGGACGACCUGCCUCUCGUCUCUCGGCAUCUCAGAACGCUGGACCUUCACGAUGUAGACCUACCAAAGAGCUUUAUUGAUUUCGCUGGCUGCCCAGCGUUGGAGGGUCUGAAGAUGAACCUCUGCAGCGUCAGCGUCGGCAGGAUAUCGUCGUGUUCCCUGAGGCAUCUGAGCAUCACCGGCUGCCACUUCGGCUUGGGUCGCCGGGUGAUCGUUUCUGCUCCGGGCCUCGUCUCUCUGAUCCUGAAACUAGUCGGAUCGUCGGACACUAAAACGCCUUGCCUUGAGAGCAUGGCGUCGCUAGAGACGGCGCGUGUUUAUCUUGGCCUUAACUGCGCGGAUGUAUGUUUGAAUUACGACGACUCUGGUCAUUUCUGUGGAGCUAAUGAUAAAGCAUGUAACAAUUGUGUUCCCAUUAAGGAUGAUGGCAGCGGCGAUGCUGUGCUUCUGGGUGGUAUCUCAAGUGCUACACAUCUUGAGCUGAGAUCUCUACCUAGAAAGUUCAUUUUCGCAAGAGAUUUGAAACACUGCCCUACAUUCAACAAGCUAAAGAGUUUACUACUCAACGAGUACUGGUGCGAGGCUCCUGGUUUGGAUCCACUGCUUUGCAUUCUGAAAAACUCACCAGUUCUAGAGAAACUAACUCUUCAACUGUUUUUGAUGGGACAAAAUAAUAAACUGCAUUUGAAAGGAAGCUACAAAUCAAUGGAGAGACCAUCUGCAAUAUCACGGCACCUUAACAUAGUUGAAGUCAAGUGUGACGUGGUCGAGGAGAGGAUUUAUGAAGUUAUCAAGUUACUGUGUGCUGCACUUAACAUACGAUUCAUUUUCGAGUAG